Molecule: messenger RNA, 469 nt
Organism: Dimorphilus gyrociliatus
Lineage: Eukaryota; Metazoa; Annelida; Polychaeta; Dinophilidae
Source: the annotation of a GenBank genome assembly
AAUGGCAACAGGAACAAUGUUAGAUUAUGAAAUGUCGAAAAAAGAUCAUUUACAAAAAAAGGGUGUCCCAGACAAGGUAAAGCUAAACCAGUUACAAAACCUUUUACAUGAUGCCCUUUUAGCUACUGGUCAUGUUUCACGAGGUGCUCUAAUUAAGCAAAAAGACUGUAGCCUGAAGGCAAGCACAGUGGGCUUCUCGAUUCCCUUCGAUCAAAUGCAGUUAAUUUGUGAUGCUUUUUCAAAUUUGAAUACAACGAGAGAACAAGGUGUGCUUUUUGAAGGAAGGCUAUAUAAAUGUGUACGAGCGGAUAAAAAUUCGAUUUAUGGAAAACACGGAAAAAGGGGAAUUGUUCUCGUUAAAACCCAAACUUUAAUAGUUGUUGGAGUAUACUCAGAAAAUAUGUAUCCAAGUGUUUGUAUUGAAUCAGUCGAAAAAUUAGGAGAUUAUUUAAAAGAAAAAGGAAAAUAA